AGAAUAAACAACAUCAGCUGACAAUGGCAGUAGUCGACGUAUUUCACUUUUAAUUGUCGUAGUUUGAAGCCAAAGCAGAUAGAUAUGGGUAACCAGCUUGCAGGCAUUGCUCCAUCACAGAUAUUCCCUGUGGAAACGUAUCUGUCUGAUUUGCCUGAUGUUACAUAUGAAACUAGCUUAGGCAGCACUCGCUUUUUCAAAGUUGCAACAUGUCAGACCUGGGAAGGCUCGGUAGUUGUGAAAGUGUUUGUGAUUCACGACACUUCAUUGCAACUGAACAAGUACAAGAAAAUGGUUGAAGAAGUGUCAACCAAGUUAAUAACCGCAGCAAAUUGUCUCCAGUUUCAUUAUGUGCGGGUGACAGAGAAAGCAGCAUUCAUGAUUAGACAGUAUGUGAAGAGUAACCUCUAUGACAGAAUAUCAACACGUCCUUUCCUGACUCCGAUAGAGAAGAAAUGGCUAGCAUUCCAGCUCUUGUGUGCACUGAACCAAGUCCAUCAGCAAGGAGUGUGCCAUGGAGACAUUAAGCUAGAGAAUGUCAUGGUGUCCUCAUGGAAUUGGCUCUUGCUCGCUGAUUUUGCGACAGUGAAGCCCACUUUGCUCCCUGAGGACGACCCAGCAAAUUACACCUACUUCUUUGAUACUUCCCGCAGAAGAAUUUGUUAUAUUGCACCUGAGAGGUUUAUUAAGACUGUACAAAGGGAUGCACAGCAGUUGCUUCUAAUGCCGGUAAAGGAUACAGGAACUCUCACCCCUGCCAUGGAUGUAUUUUCGGUUGGAUGUUGUCUGGCAGAGCUCUUCACCGAAGGCUGUGCACCCUUUGAUUUAACACAGCUCCUGGCAUACCGUGUGGGAGACUAUUAUCCCACCAAAGUCCUGGAUAAGAUUGAUGAUCCUAGAGUUAGGUCGUUGGUGGAGCACAUGAUCCAGAAAGAUCCCGAGAGCAGACACAGUGUCGCAGAGUACCUGGAGCAGGAGCGAGGGACGACAUUCCCACAGCACUUCUACACAUUCCUCUGGCCCUUCCUCAAGCAGUUUGCCGUCACUCCCAUAAUGCCUGAUGAUGACAGAAUCAAGCAAAUAAAGAAUAGUAUGAGUGAUAUCCUGAUAGCCUUAGGAGCUGAAGAUGAGAAUGAUAAGGAAGUGGACAAAGAAGAUGACUCAGAGAAGAAAGACAAGGAGAAACCAGAAAGGAAAUGUGAAGCUCUCAUCAUCAUAGCAUCACUUAUUACCUCAUCAAUCAGGGCCCUUCAUUUUAUAUCUUCCAAGUUAGAUGCCCUGGAGUUACUAGGGAAAGUGUCACAUUAUGUUCCUGAUGAAAUCAUUCUAGAUCGUAUUUUGCCAUAUACUUUUCAUCUUCUUCAUGAUAGUGAGCCUAGAGUGCGUGUUUUCGCUCUCCACACUGUCACACACUGCCUCACCCUUGUCUCAUCAGUCCCGCGAUCAGAUGUCAACAUAUUCCCCGAAUACAUCCUGCCAAACCUGGCUGAUAUUACACAAGAUGAGGCUGUAAUUGUGAGACAAGCCUAUGCAGAAAAUAUAGCCACCAUUGCUGAGACUGCAUUAAGAUUUCUUGAGUACAGCCAACUCCAAGGCAUGAUGACAUCCUACAGUUAUGAAACAGAAUUGGCAACUUUGCAAGAAGUUAUUCAACAGAAAGUAGCAACCAUGUUCUCUGACCCCUCUAAUGUGGUGAAGCGGACAUUGAUGGAGAAAACAGUUACCAAAUUGUGUGUGUUUUUUGGAAAGCAGAAAGCAAAUGACGUUCUGCUGUCCCACAUGAUCACCUUCCUGAACGACAAGCAUGACCGCCACCUGCGCAUGUCCUUCUUCACAAGCAUUGUUGGUGUUGCUGCGUAUAUCGGAUGUCAUUGCGCAGACAUUCUCAAACCACUCCUCCUUCAGGGACUAAGUGAUGCUGAGGAGUCCGUGGUGGUGGCAGCCAUUGAGGCCAUGACAGCACUGACAGAGCUAGGCCUCUUCCCAACUUAUCUGCAGUGUGACCUCUUGGCUCAUACCGCACCUUUGCUCAUCCACCCAAACCUCUGGAUAAGACAAGCUGUGGUGGCAUUAGUCGGUGUGGUUGCCAGAUUGCUGCCUCUGGUUGAUGUACAGACAGCAGUGGUGGCAAGAGUCCAGCCAUUCUUGGUCAGGCCUCUUCUGCAAAUGCACAGAGAAGUAUGUAUCCUCUCAUGCCUGCGUCCACCAAUAUCUCGUGAGGUGUACGAUGCCUUAGUUCGCAGCGCUGACGUGGGCCAGGUCCUCUCACUCCUUCAGGAAGCUCAACAGCAGAAGGUUCCUCUAGCUCAGCUUCCAACUACACUCUCGCACCUUGACCAUCCCACCAGGAAUUUGCUGCGUCGACUGGUUGGUGGAGGCUUGGUCGAAGAGAAUGUAGAGCAGCUUCUGCUGAUGCGUGACCACCUCACAAGGCUACAGAGACAGAAAAAAGCAACAGAGGCAACAAGAAAUAGUCUGCAGCAGCAACAGGUCCCUGGAUUGAUAAACUUGGAGGAUUUGAAGAAGCAACCUCCAACCCAUCACUGCAGUCUGCUACCUGAAGACGGCUCAGUUGAUAUCUCAACACUCAGUCUAUCCCAGAAGGGAAUGAUUCAGUCUCCAAGUAUGACUAUGAACGAGGAAUGGCAAGCAAUGUUUGGCAUGGCAGAAGAUCGGGUAUCACCCAACAGAACAGUUGACAACAGGUCAGUAUCACCCACGGAACCAGACCCAAGUGCCCAUACCUCCUCUGCUCCAGCUGCUAAACUGCCACCAUCAGAUGGAGGAGAAAAGGGCAUUAUCAAAUGUGUAUCCAGCUGCAAGUCAGAGCUAGAGAGCCUCAUUGCAACCAAACGGGAGGAACACCUUGUGUGUGUCAAGAAGAAGCGUGCAUUGGACACCCUUGCUUGGGAUACACGUUUGCCUCCUCCUGGAUGGCGACCAAGAGGACACUUGGUUGCACACUUGCAUGAGCAUCGGGGAGCAGUAAACAGACUUGUUCCUGUGGGAGACACAUCAAUAUAUGUCAGCUGCUCUAAUGAUGGGACUGUUAAAGUUUGGGAUUGUAAUCGUAUUGAGAGGAAGUUUCCCAUUAAUAGGUCAAAGGCAACAUAUAACAGGCAGGGUGGAGUUAUUACCUCAAUUGCUCCUUGUAUUACUCACCAGAGUCUUGCCUCAGCUUCUAAUAAUGGAUCAAUACAUGUUAUCAAGCUGGAUAAAAUGAGUCUUGUGAGUAGCAGACAGUUAAAUACAGAAGAAGAUGGGUAUGUGGUAGACAUGAAUUACUUUGAUACAGGUUGUCAGUCUGUGCUGACUUAUGCCACUGUCUAUGGUUCCAUUGUGGGCUGGGAUCUGCGAGCUCCUGGCACAGCUUGGAAGUUAGAAAACGGGCCAAGGAAAGGUGUUAUUACAUCAUAUGCAUUGGAGGGAACUCAGAGCUGGCUAGCUGUUGGGACAAGCAGCGGCCACCAUGUGUGCUGGGAUCUGCGCUUCAUGCUGCCGAUAUCUACCAUUACUCAUCCAAGAGGAGCUGGUGUACGUCGAGUAAGUAUGCACCCAAAGGAAGGAUCAUGGGUGGUGUCUGCUGUGAAUGGCAACAACGAGAUAUCUAUGUGGGAUAUGGAAACGCAGUCAAGACACAUGACACUUUGGGCUAGUCCGAAACCACCAUUGUCUAUGACACAGCUAUGCAACAACAGCGUAUGUGGCAUGUAUGUUAGCCAGGGGGACAGAGGACCCUAUGUAUUGGCAGGAGGAACUGACGGCAGGCUUCGCUACUGGGACCUCUGCGAGCCUGAAUCAUCAUAUAUUGUGUGCUAUGCUGCUAAUGAUGCAUAUCAGCAGUGGCCAAUAUCUUACAGUUCACGGGUUGUUGACGGAACAGAAGUCAUUGUAGAGACCCCAAACAAGCCACGCACAGCUCCCUCCAGCAGUGAUGACACACCAAAGCGUGGCCCAGACCAGCCCCCUCCUGGCCACAAGGACAUCAUAACAGAUGUGAUUGUCAUGAACGAGCCUCAGCGACUAGUCAUUUCCUCAGGGAGAGAUGGAACAAUAAAGAUGUGGAAAUAAUUAUUGGUUGUGUUAAGAUUAUUAUUUGGUGCACUUUUUUUCUAAUUCAUAAGUGCGAAUAGUGUAUAUAUCUUUCUCUUUUUUGUGAUUCUUGUCUCCAUAUGGUCAUGAUUUUUUUUCUGUUGAAAAAUGUAUGUGUAAGAUAUAUCAGAAUAUAGAAAUAUGUACUCAGUAUGUUUAAAGUAUGAUUUUUGCAGAAAGAGUAUCAGAUCUUCCUUAAGUAUAGGAUUAUAUGAAGUUUAUAAUUGUAACCAACAAAUGUAAUAUAUCAUGUAUGAAUUAUUUGUUUACAGUGAUAAAGGAGAAUAGGGUACAUUAAUUUGCCUAUUUAUUUUGAGAAGUGGUUUGAAUUAUUAUAACUUGAAAAUGGUGAUCUGUUUAAGACACAAAAGAACGUGUAAAUUUUUCUUUAUUGAUAUAAGAGCUCCUGUUUACAAACAUGCAAGUAUGGGCAUUAUUGUCAGGUUUGUUAUUAAAUCGUCAAAAACAAAGUUACUGAUAUUCUCAGAUAAAGUAUUCCACAUGGGAAGUGUGACUUUGUUCUUUGAUUAAUGUUGUUGGCGAAGUUUAGCAUAUAUACAUUAUAUAUUGUUAUGUUUUAGACAUUCAUUGUUAUCACCCUCAUCCUUUUUUCUCUCUCUAUUUUUUCAUUCAUACAGUGAUGAACUCAUAUAUUAGUAUAAUGUUUUUUCUUUCUUUCUUUCAUUCUUUCUUUUUUUUGCGUGGCAUACAAGGAUGACUUUGUGAUUAUGUUGACACUACAAGAAAGAAAUAAUAUGUGUAUGUGUAUAUAUUGUAGAAGUGACAUUAUAAGCACAGAUGAGAUUUUUGAACUGGAAUGAUGUGUCUUUUAAAUCUGGCUUUAAAGUUUUGAUAAGACAAUUUACAUGGUUACUUUUUGUCUCUAAUUAAGAUGAAUUUGUUUGUAUUCUGAAGUUUGAUAGCAUAUGGAUCUGGUUGUAGGAAUGUGCAUGCAUGCAAGUAUGAAUAUUUAUGUGUGUGCGUGUGUGUGAGUGAGUGAGUGAGAGUGGGUGCGUGUGUGUGAGUGCAUAUGUACGCACACACACUUGUUUAUGUAAAGUCUUACAAAAAAGAUUGUGUUUUUGCCUAAGCCAUUGCACUAUUUCUGCCAUUGAUUUAGCCAAUGUAAUAAGAAGAAAAAUUCUCAUGGAUCUGUAAGAAAAGAAUGAUUCAAGUUCACAGAUUGAAUGCAUAAGUAUUAUUUUCUUGGCGAUUUUUUAUUUGAAUGCAUUGUAUUCACCCAUUUUGUUAUGAUUAUAGAACAAAGUUGGUUAUCAGCUGUGAUAUUUUUGGAAUUUAAAUUUAAUAGAAACC
Molecule: messenger RNA, 5406 nt
Organism: Penaeus vannamei (Pacific white shrimp)
Lineage: Eukaryota; Metazoa; Arthropoda; Malacostraca; Decapoda; Penaeidae
Gene: Vps15
Product: vacuolar protein sorting 15
Biological process (GO): protein phosphorylation; protein targeting to vacuole; autophagy of peroxisome
Cellular component (GO): nucleus-vacuole junction; phosphatidylinositol 3-kinase complex, class III, type I; phosphatidylinositol 3-kinase complex, class III, type II
Molecular function (GO): protein serine/threonine kinase activity; protein binding; ATP binding
Source: RefSeq, a predicted model, not a curated record